Brugia pahangi is the source of this 1041-nucleotide messenger RNA. Lineage: Eukaryota; Metazoa; Nematoda; Chromadorea; Rhabditida; Onchocercidae. The record is from the annotation of a GenBank genome assembly.
AUGCCAAUUGUUAGUUGGAAGCGCGGCACCGCAGCUCUACCAAAGAUAUGCACGGGGACAGAGAAAAUUAUUCCUUUGAGGUUUGCCAGGGCCGAAGAGCCAAAGAGUUCUGAACGAAGGCUAAAACUAGUUAUCAGACCGACACCGGAAGAUGGCUGGUAUGUUAUACAACAAAAUGGUCUGCUGAAGUCGUACUUACAGCUUUCCAAAGCAAGACUCACAGCGAUGGUAACUACAACAACUGUCAGUGGUUUUAUCAUGGCCCCAGUUGAUUUAUCUCUAAGCCCAUUAAUGGCAUGCACUAUUGGUACCGCACUGUUAAGCGCAUCUGCAAAUACUUUCAAUCAUUUGCUGGAGACACCUUAUGAUGCUCAGAUGAGAAGAACGCAAAGUCGACUGCUUGUCGUGCACAGAUUUUCACCUUUUCAUGCCGUCGGUUUUGCAUUGUCAACAGCAGUGGCAGGAAUGGCAACAUUAUGGACUGGUUGUAAUCCAUUAACAGCAGCACUUGGUCUACUCAAUGCUUUUUUAUAUGCAGGUGUUUAUACGCCAAUGAAACGUUAUAGUAUUGGGUGCACCUGGGUUGGAGCUGUUGUGGGUGCUAUGCCACCUUUAAUGGGUUAUGCUGGCGCCACAGGAUCCAUCCAACCUGCUUCUUUAGUGCUGGCCGCUCUUUUAUAUUGCUGGCAGUUUCCUCAUUUCAAUGCACUCAGUUGGAAUCUACGUGCCGACUAUACUCGUGCCGGUUAUCGGGUUAUGUGUGCUGCUAAUCAAAGGCUUUGCCGAUUCACUUCACUCAGGUAUUCAGCGGUUAUUUUACUGCUUUGCUCACUGGGAGCACCUUCAGCAAAUCUCACAAAGUGGUUUUUUGCAGUCGAAUCGCUUCCAUUCAAUAGUUUACUACUUUAUCUUUCCUAUAAAUUUUAUCGUCACCCAGAUGCAAAGACAUCAAGGACACUUUUCCAUUACACUCUCCUCCAUCUACCUUUAAUUAUGAUGUUAAUGACAGUAAGCAAGUUUGGCGAUGGCCUAAAUGAAUGA